This is a messenger RNA of Ochotona princeps (American pika), 3930 nucleotides long. RefSeq names its product cytoplasmic polyadenylation element binding protein 4 (gene CPEB4). The transcript has 9 exons. Gene Ontology annotation, molecular function: translation factor activity, RNA binding; mRNA 3'-UTR binding; mRNA regulatory element binding translation repressor activity. Bases 1436 to 3601 code for a protein of 721 amino acids. The record is from RefSeq and is a predicted model, not a curated record. Gene Ontology annotation, cellular component: synapse; cytoplasm; neuron projection. Gene Ontology annotation, biological process: negative regulation of cytoplasmic translation. Lineage: Eukaryota; Metazoa; Chordata; Mammalia; Lagomorpha; Ochotonidae.
CAGCUGGUUGUCAUUUCAGUCGGCUCGGUCCUGAGGAGAAGGACUCAGCCGCGGCUGCGGGACCCGGGCACCGGGAGGCGGUGGCGGCGGCGGCGGUGGCAGCGGCCACAGCGGAGGGGGAAGAGGAGGAAGAAGGAAAGAAAGAGAAGAUCGAGACGGAGCCCGCAGCGACGACCGCGGGGACUGCGGGACUGGGGUAAAGCGGCGGCGGCGGCCCAGCAACCGUGAGGAGAAACAAAAGCCUUCUAAAUUAUAGUUAAAAAAAAAAAGAAAAGAAAAUCCGGGAGAAAAAAAGAGAGAGUGAGCCAAGGGGGGGUGAGGCUUUUUCUCCUUUAGAGUCACUACAGUGGUGGGGUUUUACUUUUUUUUUUUCCUCUUUUUUUUUUUUCUAACCUCUACCCCCCACCCCACCGCCCCCAACACAGCCGGUGCGGAGAAUCGAACUGAGAGAACUGAACAAACCGCCCCUGGGUCCCAUGAGGGAAAAAAACCCCGGAGCCGCAGAGAGGGGAAGAGGCAGAGACCGCAGGACCUCGCAGCUCGCCCGCCCGGUCCCCGCACCCCCGGGCUGCCGGCUGGCCCUCGCCGACUCUCGCUAAGCCUUCCCCCGAUCGCCAGCCUCCCCCUCCCCCCCGAGCGAGAAACACGGGUGUCUGCAACCCGUUUCAUGGGGGAGAGGAGGCCGGGGGGCAGCCCAGGAACACCCCGAGAUCCAGCCGCCCCAGGACCAGGAGCCGCCGACAGCUCCCAGCGACUGUCCGCCCGGGAGUCCCUGCUGACUUCCUCCCCCGCCCCAGAAAGCCCAAUAGAAUCUAUCUUUAUAAAUAUAUAAUAUAUAAUGUUCUUAAAUUAUUCCUGAUCUUUUUUUUUUUUUUUUACCAAGCUGCCAAGAAAAAGAACGUAUUCUCUUCCCCCUUAGUCCUAAUUUUUAUGUGAGUGAAUCUAAACUGUUGGGGAGGACCAUAUGUGAUUAUUAAAUUAUAUAUAUACACAUAUAUAUAUAUUUUUACUCCGCGCAAUGCUUAUUCUUCUACACCCAUAGAUGCUUGAGAAGCUGUGUUUUUGUCAUUCAUGUACAUUUUCCUUUGGAAACAGAAAGCGCCUAUUUUACUAACCAAAGACUUGAUUUUUUUUUUUUACCCUCUCCGUUUUGAUUCCUUCCUAGAAAUAAGCCCAAUUGGAUUCAUGUCAGUGUUUGAAGAGAUUUUUUUUUGAAGUUGUGUGUGUGUGUAUUUUUUUUUUAACUUUUCAGAGACCAGAAUUCCAAAAUCCGAACUCCUUAGGGUGAUAAGCUGCAAUCUUUGAGCUAGCUAUAAAUAAGACAUUUCAGACACAUUUUGCAUUGGGUGGAAGAAGGCGUGAGGCAUCAGAUUGUCUUUUGUGGUGGUGGUUGUGCCUGUUAUUGCUGAGGAGAUUCUGAACCUAAAAAUAAUAAAUGGGGGAUUACGGGUUUGGAGUGCUAGUGCAGAGCAGUACUGGGAAUAAAUCUGCCUUUCCAGUCAGGUUCCAUCCGCACCUGCAGCCCCCACACCAUCACCAAAAUGCCGCCCCCAGCCCCGCUGCUUUUCUAAAUAAUAACACAGCUGCCAACGGCGGCAGUGCUGGCUCAGCUUGGCUCUUUCCUGCCCCAGCUAGCCACAACAUUCAGGAUGAGAUCUUGGGGUCAGAAAAAGGCAAAAGUCAGCAGCAGGAACAGCCAGACCCGUUAGAGAAGCAGCAGCUCUCCCCGAGCCCAGGCCAGGAACCCGGGAUCCUGCCCGAAGCCGAGAAGGCCAAAGCCGAAGAAAGCCAAGGGGACAGUUCUUCGGACAAUGGCAACGGCAAGGAGAAGAUCCGCAUCGAGUCACCAGUGUUGACGGCGUUUGAUUACCAAGAAGCCACGGGCCUGGGCACUUCCACCCAGCCCUUGACAUCCAGUGCGUCUUCCCUCACCGGUUUCAGUAACUGGUCAGCAGCCAUCGCGCCUUCUUCUUCUACAAUCAUCAACGAAGAUGCAAGUUUUUUUCACCAGGGAGGGGUCCCCGCCGCUUCGGCUAAUAACGGUGCUCUGUUGUUUCAGAAUUUCCCCCAUCAUGUGAGCCCGGGCUUCGGAGGCAGCUUCUCCCCUCAGCUCGGGCCUCUGUCCCAGCACCACCCUCACCACCCUCACUUCCAGCACCAUCACGGCCAGCAUCAGCAGCAGAGGAGGUCUCCUGCCAGCCCCCAUCCCCCACCCUUCACGCAUAGAAAUGCUGCUUUUAACCAGCUGCCUCACUUGGCGAAUAAUCUUAACAAACCCCCUUCUCCGUGGAGCAGCUACCAGAGCCCCUCUCCAAGCCCAUCUUCCUCCUGGAGCCCCGGAGGCGGAGGCUACGGGGGCUGGGGAGGCUCCCAAGGCCGGGAUCACCGCCGAGGGCUGAACGGUGGAAUAACACCCCUGAACUCCAUCUCACCUUUGAAGAAGAAUUUUGCAAGCAAUCACAUUCAGCUGCAGAAGUAUGCCCGGCCCAGCUCUGCCUUUGCUCCGAAAUCCUGGAUGGAAGACAGCUUGAACAGGGCUGACAACAUUUUUCCUUUUCCGGAUCGUCCCAGAACAUUUGACAUGCACUCACUUGAGAGUUCGCUCAUUGAUAUAAUGAGAGCUGAAAAUGAUUCCAUUAAAGGUCGUCUAAACUAUUCAUAUCCAGGAUCCGAUAGCUCUCUGCUUGUUAAUGGUCAGUCUUCACUGUUUCCAAUGGAAGAUGGAUUUUUGGAUGAUGGCCGUGGUGAUCAACCUCUUCAUGGUGGCCUGGGCUCACCUCACUGCUUCACUCACCAGAAUGGUGAAAGAGUGGAGCGGUAUUCUCGCAAGGUGUUUGUGGGUGGAUUGCCACCUGACAUUGAUGAAGAUGAGAUAACAGCUAGUUUUCGUCGCUUUGGCCCCUUGAUUGUGGAUUGGCCUCAUAAAGCAGAGAGCAAAUCCUAUUUUCCUCCUAAAGGCUAUGCAUUCCUGCUAUUUCAAGAUGAAAGUUCUGUUCAGGCUCUCAUCGAUGCAUGUAUUGAAGAAGAUGGAAAACUCUACCUGUGUGUAUCAAGUCCCACUAUCAAGGAUAAGCCAGUCCAGAUUCGCCCAUGGAACCUCAGUGACAGUGACUUUGUGAUGGAUGGGUCACAGCCACUCGACCCGCGGAAAACUAUCUUUGUUGGUGGUGUUCCUCGACCCUUACGAGCUGUGGAGCUUGCGAUGAUAAUGGAUCGGCUGUAUGGAGGUGUGUGCUAUGCUGGCAUCGACACCGACCCUGAGCUGAAAUACCCCAAAGGAGCUGGGCGAGUUGCAUUCUCUAACCAACAGAGCUACAUAGCUGCUAUCAGUGCCCGCUUCGUUCAGCUACAGCACGGAGAGAUAGAUAAACGGGUGGAAGUUAAGCCAUAUGUCUUGGAUGAUCAGCUGUGUGAUGAAUGUCAGGGGGCCCGUUGUGGGGGAAAAUUUGCUCCAUUUUUCUGUGCUAACGUUACCUGUCUGCAGUAUUACUGUGAAUAUUGCUGGGCUGCUAUUCAUUCUCGUGCUGGCAGGGAAUUCCACAAGCCCCUCGUGAAGGAAGGCGGUGACCGCCCUCGGCACAUUUCAUUCCGCUGGAACUAAAGGAUACCUAACUACAGUGCUCAUUUUCAGGCCUCAGACUAAGUGCACUCUUCUGUUAAUUCUGACCCCUUCCUCACCUUCUUCACGCGGCAUGUCCUUUUGUAGCAGACUGUAACUUAACAAUAGUAGAAUGAGAAGAAUGACCUAUAAUCGAGGUGUUUUGUAGAUCCUUGUGUCACUGCAACAAUGUGUGUGAACUCCUUUUUCAUAUUGGCAUCAGUUGCACGGAAUGUUAGCCUCUCGUUCUGCAGGAGACCAAGAGGACCCAAACUUCCUGCAACAUUUUCUUAGAGGAGAGAGAGAAUUAUUAAAAGAGAAAUUAAACAAUA